CCAUUUUCCUUGUUGUUUCUCUUUCGCCAGGAUAUUUCAACAAACUUGGAUACAUGCAUUUUGAACAAAUAUUCACAAUAAUCACUUUAAAGGCCCACCUUCCCUUUAUUGAAGGAGAAGGGAUAUUUAUUUAAGUUGUUUGUUUCGCUUUCUGAGGAAAGUUCCUGAUUAGGCGACCAUGUACAUCAAACAGGUCAUCAUCCAGGGGUUCCGAAGUUACAGGGACCAGACUGUGGUGGAUCCUUUCAGUCCAAAGUCCAAUGUCAUCGUGGGAAGAAAUGGAUCUGGAAAAAGUAACUUUUUCUACGCCAUUCAGUUUGUGCUCAGCGAUGAGUUCAGCCAUCUUCGCCCCGAACAGCGCCUGGCCUUGCUCCAUGAGGGAACUGGUCCUCGUGUCAUCUCAGCUUUUGUGGAGAUUAUAUUUGACAAUUCUGACAACAGGUUGCCGAUCGACAAAGAGGAGGUGUCCCUCCGCCGUGUCAUCGGCGCCAAGAAGGACCAAUACUUCUUAGACAAGAAGAUGGUGACUAAAAAUGACGUGAUGAACCUCUUGGAGAGUGCUGGUUUCUCCCGUAGUAACCCCUACUACAUCGUCAAGCAGGGGAAGAUUAACCAGAUGGCUACAGCCCCUGAUUCCCAGCGUCUGAAGCUGCUGCGUGAGGUGGCAGGAACCAGGGUGUACGACGAGCGCAAGGAGGAGUCCAUCUCCCUCAUGAAGGAAACGGAGGGUAAGAGAGAGAAGAUCAAUGAGCUGCUAAAGUACAUUGAAGAGCGUCUCCAGACCCUGGAGGAUGAGAAGGAGGAGCUGGCUCAGUACCAGAAGUGGGACAAGAUGAGGAGGGCUCUGGAGUACACUAUCUAUAACCAGGAGCUCAACGAGACACGCGCCAAGCUGGAUGAGUUGUCCUCUAAGAGAGAGACCUGUGGAGACAAGUCCAGACAUCUGAGAGAUGCCCAGCAGGAUGCCAGAGACAAAGUAGAGGAGACGGAGCGUGUGGUGCGUGAGAAGAAGUCUAAGAUCAGUGCCAUGAAGGAGGAGAAGGAGCAGCUGAGCUCAGAGAGACAGGAGCAGAUUAAACAGAGGACCAAGCUGGAGCUCAAAUCCAAAGACCUGCAGGAGGAGCUGGCCGGCAACAGCGAACAGAAGAAACGUCUGCUGAAGGAGCGGCAGAAGCUGCUAGAGAAGAUAGAGGAGAAGCAGAAGGAGCUGCAGGAGACUGAGCCCAAGUUCAACACUGUGAAGGAGAGGGAGGAGAGGGGCAUCGCCAGACUGGCCCAGGCCACCCAGGAGAGAACAGACCUGUACGCCAAGCAGGGCCGUGGCAGCCAGUUUACUUCUAAAGAGGAGAGGGACAAGUGGAUCAAGAAGGAACUCAAGUCCCUGGACCAGGCCAUCAACGACAAGAAGAGGCAGAUUGCUGCCAUCCAUAAAGACCUGGAGGACACUGAGACCAACAAGGAGAAGAACCUGGAACAGUAUAGUAAACUGGACCAAGACCUGAAUGAGGUGAAGACCAGGGUGGAAGAGCUGGACAAGAAAUACUACGAAGUCAAGAAUAAGAAGGACGAGCUGCAGAGCGAGAGAAACUAUCUGUGGCGGGAGGAGAACGCUGAGCAGCAGGCCCUGGCAGCCAAACGAGAGGAGCUGGAGAAGAAACAACAGCUCCUUAGAGCAGCCACCGGCAAGGCCAUUCUGAACGGUAUUGACAGCAUCAACAAGGUGCUGGAGCAUUUCCGCAGAAAGGGGAUCAACCAGCACGUCAUCAACGGUUACCAUGGCAUCGUCAUGAACAACUUUGAGUGUGAGCCCGCCUUCUACACCUGUGUGGAGGUCACCGCGGGAACCAGGUUGUUCUACCACAUAGUGGAGACAGACGAGGUGAGCACCAAGAUCCUGACGGAGUUCAACAAGAUGAACCUGCCUGGAGAGGUCACCUUCCUGCCCCUCAGCAAGCUGGACGUCAGGGACACCGCCUACCCUGAGACCAACGAUGCCAUCCCCAUGAUCAGCAAGCUGCGCUACAGCCAGCAGUUUGACAAGGCCUUCAAGCACGUGUUUGGAAAGACCCUGAUCUGUCGUAGCAUGGAGGUGUCCACCCAGCUGGCCAGGGCAUUCACCAUGGACUGUAUAACUCUGGAGGGUGACCAGGUGUCCCACCGCGGGGCGCUGACAGGGGGUUACUAUGACACCAGGAAGUCACGUCUGGAGCUGCAGAAGGACAUGAGGAAGGCUGAGGAGGAGCUGGGAGAACUGGAGGCCAAACUCAACGAGAACCUCCGCAGGAACAUCGAACGUAUCAACAAUGAGAUCGACCAGCUGAUGAACCAGAUGCAGCAGAUUGAGACCCAGCAGAGGAAGUUCAAGGCCUCCAGAGACUCCAUCCUGUCUGAGAUGAAGAUGCUCAAGGAGAAGAGGCAGCAGUCCGAGAAGACUUUCAUGCCGAAGCAACGUUCACUGCAGUCUCUAGAGGCCAGUCUCCAUGCCAUGGAGUCCACCAGGGAGUCUCUGAAGGCUGAGCUGGGGACAGACCUGCUCUCUCAGCUCAGUCUGGAGGACCAGAGACGUGUGGAUGACCUCAACGACGAGAUCAGACAGCUGCAGCAGGACAACAGGCAGCUGCUGAAUGAGAGGAUCAAGCUGGAGGGGAUCAUGACCAGGGUGGAGACGUACCUCAACGAGAACCUACGGAAACGCCUAGACCAAGUAGAACAGGAGUUGAAUGAGCUGAGAGAGACUGAGGGAGGCACCAUGCUCACAGCCACCUCCUCAGAGCUGGAGGGAAUCAACAAACGCAUCAAAGAUACACUGGCACGCUCAGAGGACCUGGACGUGUUGAUUGAUAAGGCGGAGAUUGAGGUCAAGGACCACGCCAAGAGCAUGGACCGCUGGAAGAACGUAGAGAAGGAACAGAACGACGCCAUCAACCAUGACACCAAGGAGUUGGAGAAGAUGACCAACCGACAGGGCAUGCUGCUGAAGAAGAAAGAGGAGUGCAUGAAGAAGAUCAGGGAGCUGGGGUCCUUACCACAGGAGGCCUUCGAGAAGUACCAGACCCUCACACUCAAACAGCUGUUCCGUAAGCUAGAGCAGUGCAACACAGAGCUGAAGAAGUACAGCCACGUGAACAAGAAGGCCCUGGACCAGUUUGUCAACUUCUCUGAGCAGAAGGAGAAGCUGAUCAAGCGCCAGGACGAGCUAGAGCGAGGACACAAGUCCAUCAUGGAGCUCAUGAACGUGCUGGAGCUCAGGAAGUACGAGGCCAUCCAGCUCACAUUCAAACAGGUGUCUAAGAACUUCAGUGAGGUGUUCCAGAAGCUGGUUCCAGGGGGCAAGGCCACCCUGGUGAUGAAAAAGGGUGACACGGAGGGGGGUCAGUCCCAGGACGAGGGGGAGGGGGGCACCGACAGCGAGAAGGGCUCAGGCUCUCAGAGCAGUGUGCCCUCUGUAGACCAGUUCACCGGAGUCGGCAUCAGGGUGUCGUUCACGGGGAAGCAGGGGGAGAUGAGGGAGAUGCAGCAGCUCUCUGGAGGUCAGAAGUCCCUGGUGGCCCUGGCCCUCAUCUUCGCCAUCCAGAAGUGUGACCCCGCUCCUUUCUACCUGUUUGAUGAGAUCGAUCAGGCCCUGGACGCACAGCACAGAAAGGCUGUCUCGGAUAUGAUUGUAGAGCUGGCGGGCCAUGCCCAGUUUAUCACCACUACGUUCAGACCUGAGCUUCUGGAGUCAGCCGACAAGUUCUACGGAGUCAAGUUCAGAAACAAGGUGAGUCACAUUGACGUGAUCUCUGCAGAGCAGGCGAAAGACUUUGUGGAGGACGACACUACCCAUGGUUAAGAAUAAACAACUCUUCAUCAUCUUCCUCAUCCACCUCCGUAGUGCACUGCCUAACUCUGAGCCUUCAGUCCUCUCCACUCCGACAGAACUCAACCAGAACUCUAUGGUCAGCCAUUAUUGGAAUCUAUUCUCAUUCUAGCGUCAGAACUCCCAGGUCCAUCGUCUAGCGCUCAGUAGCUCCACCACUGUUCCCUCCUCUAUGACAUCGUUAUGACGACAUCCAUCAUCUAGCGCUCAGUAGCUCCACCACUGUUCCCUCCUCUAUGACAUCGUUAUGACGACAUCCAUCAUCUAGCGCUCAGCUCCACCACUGUUUCCUCCUCUAUGACAUCGUUAUGACGACAUCCAUCAUCUAGCGCUCAGCUCCACCACUGUUUCCUCCUCUAUGACAUCGUUAUGACGACAUCCAUCAUCUAGCGCUCAGCUCCACCACUGUUUCCUCCUCUAUGACAUCGUUAUGACGACAUCCAUCAUCUAGCGCUCAGCUCCACCACUGUUCCCUCCUCUAUGACAUCGUUAUGACGACAUCAUCGUCUUAGCGGCCGAGGAGGGAAAAUACAAGUUCAUUUUGUUUUUUUCUGGACUGUUUUUAUUUUAUUUUUAACAACGUUUUCAAGUGGUCAUGUUGAUGUUUGAGAUGAGGGUUGAAUUUCAGUGCUGGCGCAGCCUUUGACCUCAUUGUAUGUAAUGGAAAAUUUAGAACUUUUCAGAUUCAAAUGCAUGUUAUUUUUUUCAUUUGAAACUGUUGGUCUGUGCUGGUGUUGUGCUGAUGAUUUUUCAUCAUAAAUUGGUUGGUCACUUUGAAUCUCAAACUGUGAGGUAAAGUGAAAGACAGAAAUAAUAACCAGUUUGUCAGAAUAAUCUUCCAUGUUUAAGAUAUGACAUAUUAUUAACUUGUUGUAACGUCGUUACCAGAAAAAUGGUUUGUAACAUUCAGAUUUUUUUUUAAAUUCUUUCUUUUUGUUAACGGCGUCUUGGCAUUCCCUGUUGUAGGUCAUUGUCUUGUAACCAGUUAGUGCUUCACUGACUGCAGCAUUUGAACUAGUUGUUCUCUCCCUGUUACUCUAUUAGAAAACAAUAAAAAUCGUAUAAGGACAUUUCCUGAA
This is a messenger RNA of Salvelinus namaycush (lake trout), 4938 nucleotides long. RefSeq names its product structural maintenance of chromosomes 3 (gene smc3). NCBI's taxonomy places the organism in Eukaryota, Metazoa, Chordata, Actinopteri, Salmoniformes, Salmonidae. The transcript is spliced from 30 exons. Gene Ontology annotation, biological process: mitotic sister chromatid cohesion. Gene Ontology annotation, molecular function: double-stranded DNA binding; cohesin loader activity; ATP hydrolysis activity. Gene Ontology annotation, cellular component: chromosome. The coding region runs from base 179 to 3832 and encodes 1217 amino acids. The record is from RefSeq and is a predicted model, not a curated record.